Messenger RNA from Bactrocera neohumeralis, 411 nucleotides. RefSeq lists its product as uncharacterized. The record is from RefSeq and is a predicted model, not a curated record. NCBI's taxonomy places the organism in Eukaryota, Metazoa, Arthropoda, Insecta, Diptera, Tephritidae. The transcript is spliced from 4 exons. Bases 1 to 411 code for a protein of 136 amino acids.
AUGCAAUUCGAACAAUUCCGAACGUCCAAAGUAAUUGCCACCAAGCAGCAAUAUGCACUAAUGGUUGAGCUGUUACAGCAAAAACCUGAAAUGGCGCAGGGCUUUACCAAGUGCCCUAAAGAAGAAGUGGCAUCUUUUUGGAACAAUAUGGCCCAAGAACUCAACAGUUUUGGUCCGCCUAUCAAGGAUAUUUUCAGCUGGAAGAAGGUAUGGCUUGACUGGAAGGCCUACUUGAAAAGAAAAUUGUUGGAAAAUAAAAAGGAGCAGUCAGCUACUGGUUCCGGCAGAAAUAGGCAGCACCAUUUCAGCGAAUUGGAGGAAGCGGUGAUAACACUAACGGCAUUAGAGACGAGUACAAGUGGAAUUAAAAAUACAAACAUCGAGGACAUACGUAAAGGCCGCCUUAUUUAA